Oncorhynchus kisutch (coho salmon) is the source of this 5044-nucleotide messenger RNA. Its product is annotated as solute carrier family 22 member 13. Gene Ontology annotation, cellular component: membrane. Gene Ontology annotation, biological process: transmembrane transport. Gene Ontology annotation, molecular function: transmembrane transporter activity. The record is from RefSeq and is a predicted model, not a curated record. The coding region runs from base 1561 to 3192 and encodes 543 amino acids. The transcript is spliced from 12 exons. NCBI's taxonomy places the organism in Eukaryota, Metazoa, Chordata, Actinopteri, Salmoniformes, Salmonidae.
AAUGAGUAUAUUGUUGUUGUUUUUUACAUGCAAAAGUGAUUGUUUUUGAUAAAAACGCUUUAUCUGCCUUCCCACUGAAAACUAGUUUGAAAAUUCGAAUACAUAUUUUAUGGAAAAUAGAUGUGUUUAUGUUUCUGGACGAUGCAUCAUGCUACCUUGUUGACAACAUGAUCUAUUGGCGCAGAUUACUGUUCGAGUUGAAACUGGCGCUCCUCCCUCACGGUUUUUGCCCGUUCCGCGUCACGGGCCAUUGACCGUUGCUACGCGGCUCAGGAUAAUAGAACUCCCUCAAGAGUUAACAUUUUGACACGUCAAUUCAUCAGUUAACUACACUGUACAGUACUUCGUGCUGCUACCACCUUUACCUUGUUGAGCAGGCAAAAUAGCGGGGGCCAGGCAAGGGAUUCACCUGGUAAAGGUAGGCCUUAAACUUGAUGACACGAAUUGCAUUUGGGCUAUUUCACAAUAUUAGUGCUUUUUCAGAAUAGGAUUUCUUCUAUCCCACACUAGACUGACUAUUUUAGGUCGACUUGAUGGUCAGUAAUAAUAAGCUGAGUGUAUUAAUCAAAGGCCAGGUUGCUUUCUUGGGUUAAAAUAUAGGUUUAUUUAUGUAACUGGAAAUAACAUAUUUGACCUUUUUUAAGAAAAUUCUGCAUCUUUGAUGCACUGUACACUCGUUAUGACUUGUAUGCUACACUCGUUAUGGUUAGCAAAAAGCAGGUACCAUCAAAAUAAAUCUCUGACCAGGAGUAAAAUGACAAUCUCCAUCAAAGUUGACAGGCUCGACCCAGACAACCAUUCUGCCAUUGCUAAUGCUAUAAAUGCCAAGUUUUCAUCUGUAACCACAUCAUUACCUACACUAAACUUGUCAGACCUAACUGCAUUUUUGUCAGCUAUGCCACUCUCCACUGUUGAACCAUGGGAAAUGCACAGGAAACGACUCUCUGUUUCGACCAGAAAAGCCCCAGGUCCUGACCUCAUCAGUGGCAGACUCAUCAGGGAAGUCGCUGUUGCAAUAUCCACCCACUUGACUGACUUCUUCAAUACCUCCCUGUGUGAAGGAGUGUGUCCACAUCAAUGGAAGGAGAUAAUAGUCCUCCUGCUGAAGAGUAAUCCACAGAGGAUUGAUCAGCUACGGCCCAUCUCACUCACGCCCCUUCUGUGUGAAGGUUUUGUUGCUGAAUGGGCAACACAGGAUAUUCAAAAGAACAACUCCAAACAACAGUUUGGCUGCCUGAAGGGACGACCACCCACCCACUGCCUGUACAGAACAGCAGACACUAGAGGCACCUCCAGCACAUGGGUCCUGACAGACUACAGCAAGGCCUUUGCUCUUGUGGAUCACGCAAUUGCAAUGAAACACCUUUUGCAAUUAUCUGUCCAACCACAGAUCAUGCCAUGAAUUUGAAACAUCCAUUCCUGCCGUAGCCAGGUUACAAGAUCCCAUGAGACUCUAUCCCAGGCCCAAGAACUCUCCUGUGGCCUCCCCCAGGGCACACGGCUUGGUCCAAUUGUUUUCGUGGCUCACGUCAAUGGCGCAGGACCCCAGGCGAGAACAGAAUGGUUGCAUUCGGAAAGAUACUCCCAGUAGUUGGUGAGUUUGGAGCAUUUCAAAAUCGCCUGUUGUUGGCAAUAUCGAUACCCAACAUAUUCAUGGCCUUUCACAUGUUCAGCCAAGUUUUCACAGGUAUGAAUUUUCCUCACCACUGCAACACCGACUGGAUACUCGCCCGUGGACCCAAAUUGACCUAUGACCAACAGAAAAAUCUCACACUUCCAAUGAAUGAUGUCGGGGAAUAUGAGAGCUGUCGUAUGUUCACACCGGUGGACUUGGACUUGGAAACAAUUCAAGAGCAAGGAAUCAACAGCACCAUAUAUUGUACAGAUGGGUGGGUUUACGACACGCCCCAAGGAAACCCCACUCUGGUGACAGAGUUUAACCUGGUGUGUGACAACAAAGGUGUGAGUGAGGCAUCCCAGUCCAUCUACAUGACCGGCCUCCUAAUAGGGUCCCUGGUGUUUGGACCUAUGGCAGACAGGUUUGGUCGUCGCUUCGCCAUCCUCGUUUCCCUGCUCUUCCAAUUGCUGUUUGGAGUGGCCGCUGCCUUCUCCCCCAACAUCUAUGUCUACAUUAGCCUUCGGUUCGUGGUCGGCAUGACAAUAUCAGGCAUUGCCAUGAACACAUUUGUGCUAGGGGCUGAGUGGACCAGUACAUCUAAGCGGGCCCUCUUCACCAUCCUCUCACAAUGUUUCUAUGCCGUGGGGCUGAUGUUGCUGCCGUGGAUCGCCUACGGGGUCCGCAACUGGAGGGCCCUGCAGCUGGUGCUUUCCAGCCCCGUCCUCCUACUGGCUGUCUACUUCUGGAUUCUCCCAGAGUCGGCCCGUUGGCUACUAACUCAAGGCAGGCAGAAUGAGGCCAGGCAGGAGCUCCAGAGGGCAGCUGCGGUCAACAGGAGAGAGGUCCCCCAGUCAUUACUCGACAUGCUGGAGGCUGAGAACACGUCUACAACGGGCAGUAUGAUGGACCUCUUCAAGAUACCCAACCUGAGGAAACGUGCUCUCACCAUGAGCUACAUCUGGUUUGUGACCAGCCUGGUCUACUUCGGUGUGAGUCUUAACGUGGGACAUUUUGGCCUGGACAUCUACCUGACCCAGUUCAUCUUUGGCCUGGCAGAGAUUCUUUCUCGCCUGGGCUGCUACACCCUCCUGGAGCGCCUGGGCAGGAGGCCCUGUCAGGCAGGCACUCUCUUCUUUGGUGGAGCAGCUUGUCUCCUAAUUCUUGCUAUUCCUGAAGACCUUCCAGUAUUGGUGACGGUCAUUGCAGUGACUGGAAAGUUUGCUAUAGCAGCGUCCUUCACUAUUGUCUAUGUAUAUACUGCUGAACUCUAUCCUACCGUUGUAAGACAGAAUGGUGUGGGUCUGAACUCCAUGUGUGCCCGUGGGGCGGGCAUCCUGGUCCCUCUGAUGCAUCUGCUAGAGGUGUACCACCAGGCCCUGCCCAUGCUCAUCUGUGGCCUCCUGCCCUUCAUCGGCGGGGGGCUAUGCUUUCUACUGCCAGAGACCCUCAACACUGAGCUCCAAGACUACAUAGACCCACUCGUGGAGAAGACAAUAACAUCAGAGAGCGGGACUAUUGAAAACGGACUCGAUGAGGAGGAGAAACCAACUGAAUUGAGGAGCUCAAAAUUCUGAUCACUGUCUGGUCCAUACUCUCUGGAGUAAACAUCCAGAGAUGUUUUAGCCGACAUCAAUACAGGCAAACUUUUAGCAAGCUAAUCAUACUAAAUCACUUGCCCCUGCCUGGUGCCAGGCCCAACAGAUGCAGCUUCAAGCCCAGCAGCCCUGUCUCCCCAUCCCCAUACCCCUGAACCAGCCCUACUCCCAACCCAACCUCCCAAAGGAGGUGGGCAGCAUUGUGUUGAAUGACAUGUCAAUUGGCAUAAUUGCAGGUACUGCAAUGCAUUGAGGACAGGAAAAAUCUCUGACACAGAGGCAGCCAAUAUCAGAGCCUUAAAGGAAGAGAUGCAGGCUCUUAGAGAUGGAUGGGAGUCUCUCCUGUCUGAGGAAACACUGAUUGCUACGCAAAUGAACGUUGCACCUCAAUUUAGCAAGGAACUCAGCCGCCAAAGGAAAAGGAAGAGAUUACAUGAUGAGACCUCUCAAGAGGAGACAGCUCAGGACAGUGCAACAACGGUGUUUUUUUUACUGCUAUGGACACCAUCAUAAGUGACUUUGACACUAGGUUCCACACCACUGAAAAAAUGGUAGAAUAAUUUUCUGCUGUUCUGAAAGUUGGGCAGAUUAGUGAGGAUAAAGUCCCUUCUGUGUGCCGACAACUGAUCAUGAAGUAUUCCAGAGGUCUUACACCUGAGUUUCAAAAUGAAGUAAGACACCUGAACACUGUAUAUGCUGCCACUUUCCCCCCUAAUUUGUCCCCUCUUGGUCUCCUGAAUGUAAUUUGAAAGAUGCAGCUGCAAAGCAUUUUUGGAGAAGUGUGCAUUGCUUUACCUAUAUUUUGCACACUGCCUGUGACUGCUGGUGGCGAGAGAGCUUUCAGUAAGCUACAACUGAUCAACUAUUUGAGGUCCACUAUGUCCCAGGACAGGCUUUGCAGUGUUGCCAUACUGUCCAUUUAAAGUCAGUUAGCUAGAAAGCUGGACUUCAAGACUUAAUCAGUGACUUUGCUAUUAUGAAGGUUAGGCGCUGGGCUCUUGGUGAGUAAGGCUGAGAAAGAGCCAGUGAUAACUGUUAAAUGGCAUGGAUAUUCGAUCACUACACACAUGAUGCCCACAGGCUGAGAACAAGACAGAACAGGAUGUAUCUCAAAGUAAUGGCUGGAUUGCCAUAAAAUAUGUUGUGCACAAUCAAGACCCCAAGUGAAAGAAACCUAUUGAUUUGGUGACCACUUGACCUUUCCUCUAGCGCCACCAUCAGGCCUUUUCAUUUCCGUUUUAUUUUCCAUUUUCAGUUUCCACUUUUACAGCAGCUUAUUUUCUAGUUGGUAUGUGUACUUGGUUCAAAAAUCUGCUGCUGAUUUUAUUAUUUUGUUUGUGAUAUCAUUCUAUAGAUGAUAAUGUUAAUUUAUUGUAGUUGCAUAGGAUAAUGUAUAUUUAAGUUAUUUAUUUGAAGUUAUUCAUUAAUGUUAAGAGAAUUUUCCAUUCAAGAAUUGUACCAUUAAAUUUUAAUUUAGACUGUAAAAGAUGGCCUUUAGUACAUUUCUUAUAGAGGGUAUCAGUCUUUGAACAAAUAUUGAAUUCCACCGUAUGCAGAAUGUUGCAUGCAUGUCUGCAAUGUGUUAUAUUUUCAUAGCUCACUGUCAAUAUAUAUCGUACAGUAAAUAUUGGACUACAAGAUAGUUGCAAGCCUGCAAAGGUAGAUUUAUUUAAAGCUUUGAAUGGCUCCGAUUGGGUUCUGAAGGUGUGUGGUGACAGCAAUUGCACAAGGUUGGUGUGGCCUGUGGUGAUGGGGCCCAAAAUCCCUGGCUGCGCCCCUGUUGGUGAUACCUCUCAUGAACAGCAGAUGGUGCCAAGUAACUUUUCAAUGG